Molecule: messenger RNA, 1346 nt
Organism: Spinacia oleracea (spinach)
Lineage: Eukaryota; Viridiplantae; Streptophyta; Magnoliopsida; Caryophyllales; Amaranthaceae
Exons: 1
Coding region: 196-1047 (283 amino acids)
Source: RefSeq, a predicted model, not a curated record
UGGAAGAGAGAAACUCUUUAGAUUAAACAAACCCUUUCACCCAAACACACCGCAACCCCAAAACUCUGCCCUUUUUCUCUCUCUUCUCUGUUUCUCCCUCUUCACGAAAAUUAGACCGUUGGAAAAUUUACAUUUUUACAAACCCAGAAAAAAAAAACAGAGCAAUUACUCUAAGCUUAGAUUAAACAAACAUCAAUGGCAGAAAUAAUUGGGUCACAUCAAUUAACCCUUGAUCCAAAAACCCUAAUUCUCUCUCAUCAUUUUGAUCCUCUCAAUCCAAGCAAUACCCUUCAAUUGAUCACUGAUCCUUACUUCAUGGAACGAGGGCCAAGAUACAAUGCAUACGCCCAACUCAGAGAAUCAAAGCUCCGAUCAAAAAGACUCAAACUUGAGGAAGAUGAACAAGUUUUAGAGAUUUCCAAGUCAGAAUUUUCUCCAGCGAGGAAGGCUGUAAGAUUUCAAAAAAUUGAGGAAGAUGAACAGUUUUUAGAGAUACCUAAAUCGGAAUUUUCUCCGGCGAAAAAGAGUGUAAGGUUUCAGGGGAAUUUACUGCGCAACAGUAAAAAAAUCGAGGAAAACGAACAGUUUUUAGAGUUGCCCAGAUCAGAAUUUUCGCCGGCGAAAAAGACUAUAAGGUUUCAGGGGAAUUUACAGGGUAACAGUAAAAAACAAGGGUACUCUGCUUUGGCUCAAUCAGUGCCUGAUUUCUCUUCAGCAUUGAGGAAAGAAAACAGGAAGCCGCCGUCUGAGAAUCGGAUUCCCAGGUUUGAGAAGAGCGCAACGCCACCGCCAUCAUUGUCGAAGAGAGAGAAAAUGUAUGGGAGUGCGACAAAAUUGGGAGGUGUAGGAAGUAAGUCUGUGAAUUCAGGGGAAAAACAGAGUAGUGGGAAGUUGAUGAUGAUGGCAAGGAAGAGUUAUGCUAGUAUUGAUGAAUUGAAGGGUUUAUCGAUUGCGGCCGCAAAUGCGAUUAAUGGCGAAAACAGAGGAGCAAAGAAGGGUGGUAGUGUUUUGAGGAAGAGCACUGUAUUCAGUUCCAGAUAUUACUGAUUUAAUUUUCUUUUUCCCCUUUAUAUUCUUUGAUUGGUAUUAUUGCUUUGGAUUAAUUUUGCCACUGUUUUCGAUAUUUUGGCAUGGGUUAAUAUACUUCAUACAGUUUGAAUGUUGUGUGUGAGAAGUGUAGUGAGAAAUCAUAUGUUCCAAGACUUGUCUUAGGAGACAAUUAAAAGUCAGUUUAAGGGACGAGGGAUUAUGUGUGUAAUUUUUCGCUUUUUGAGUUCCAUAAAAUUACAGUAAAUGUGUUAGUUUGGGAAUACUACUUGACGACGAUGGUUAUUUUUUCGGGUUUA